Messenger RNA from Cetraspora pellucida, 675 nucleotides. NCBI's taxonomy places the organism in Eukaryota, Fungi, Glomeromycota, Glomeromycetes, Diversisporales, Gigasporaceae. The record is from the annotation of a GenBank genome assembly.
AUGGUUGAUUUUCUUAAAAAGACAGAUAUAAUAGUUUCUAUAAUGAAGUCAAUCUCUAAAUCUGAAAAUAAUGAUGCAUCAUUAUCAAAAGCAGUAAGAGUGUAUUCCUCUGUUGUUAAAGCAGAAGAGAUUUCAGAUAUUGCUAAUGCCAAUAUUCUCAAUCAUGAAAUGGCUGAGCAUCUUGAAAACAGCUUCAAAAAAAGUUUAAAUGAAAUACAUGCUUUAAGGAAAUACUAUAUAACAGAGUGUUAUAAGCAUUUAUCUAAAUCUUUAACUGAGGAGUUUAUUGCAGAAUAUACUGAUAUUGUUAAAUUGUGUUUAGAAUCAUCUAAGUCUAUGAAAUAUCUUCAAGAUUUAGUACCAAAAAUGGCCCAAGUUUUUGAUAAUACAAACAUGUCUUGUAGUGCUAAAAAACCUGGUUUAAAAUCAAAUAAAGCAAAACUUGGUUUAUUAAAUUUAGCACUUUCCACAACUUAUGGGAUAAAGUUUAAAGCUACUAACAAUAAACAAACCCAUUAUUAUCUAGUAGGUCUAUUCGAUAAAGAAAGCACUUCAAAAUUGCUACCAUACCAAACAGAUGAAGGUCAAUUUUAUAAAAAUAGUAAGGAUAUAUGUUUUGGAUAUAGUAAACUCUUAUCUGAUAAAUUAGAGAUCGCUUUCAGUUCUGAUAUAUAG